Molecule: messenger RNA, 1808 nt
Organism: Limanda limanda (common dab)
Lineage: Eukaryota; Metazoa; Chordata; Actinopteri; Pleuronectiformes; Pleuronectidae
Product: SPARC-related modular calcium-binding protein 1-like
Exons: 12
Coding region: 1-1368 (455 amino acids)
Biological process (GO): extracellular matrix organization
Cellular component (GO): basement membrane
Molecular function (GO): calcium ion binding; protein binding; heparin binding
Source: RefSeq, a predicted model, not a curated record
AUGCUCGCGCUCGCCUUCACGUGCACGGCGCUGCUCGUGCUCGUGCUUUGCGGAUCGAUUCAUUCCGAGAGAUCAGCGCCGCUCCUGAUCGCAGAGAACAUGUGGCCUCGCGGCUGUGUCCUGGACUGCCAGAGGGGGCGCCACCGAGCCGUGUGCGGCAGUAACGGCAGGUUGUAUAAAUCGAUGUGCGCCUUCCAGAGGGCGCAGUGCAUCAACACACAUCUACGCCUGGCUCCACGUGCACACUGCUCAGAUCGGACUCAGUCUAAAUGUCAGCUGGCUCGGGCUCAGGCGCUGGAGGCCAACACCCGCGGCAGCAGCAGCAGCAGUCAGGUCAGUCCUGCAGCUGCCAUGUUUGUUCCCGAGUGUCAUCCCGACGGUCACUUCCUGCCAGUGCAGUGUCACAACCAGACCGGAUACUGUUGGUGCUCCACGCCGGACGGGAAACCUCUCAGCGGGACCUCCGUCCUCCACCUGACCCCCAGCUGCUCCGGUCAGACAUGUUUUUCUCUCUCUUCUCCUGUUCCAGAUGAAGCGGACGAGCCGGGGCCGACGCUGGAUCCCAGGAAACCUGCAGAGCUCACAGCUCCGCCCAUCUGGGUGACCAUCCUGAUGAACUCCGUCCGACGACCCACAGACAGUCCUCAGACUUGUGAGCGUGAGCGAGCGGCGCUCCUCUCUCAGAUGCUUUCAGCCUGGCAGGAGGAGCGAUUUAUCCCAGAAUGCACUGCAGACGGGCGCUACAGCCCGGUGCAGUGUCACACUGCUACAGGUUACUGCUGGUGUGUGCGGGUGGACAGCGGGCGGCCACUGUCAGGCACCUCGGCAAGGAAUCGUAUCCCAGACUGCACCGGGGCAGAGGAGGCUCCGGACAGAGCCGACCGGAGGUUCAGGGACAAACCGCUGCCUGGAUGUCCUGGAGCUCGUAAGGAGCAGUUCCUGCAGAGUCUGAUCACAGCGCUGCAGCUGGAAGCGAAGCAUGCUGGGAGUCUGAGUCCUUACCAGGCUGCAAACACACCUCCUUCUAAUGCUCCCUCUCUUUUCACAAACCCUCCAUCCUCCACCACUCCCUCCUCCUCCUCCUCCUCCUCCUCCUCCUCUUCCUCCCCCUCCUCCUCCUCCUCCUCCUCCGUCGCUCCUGAGGCUGUGGACUCCUCGGGCCCAGAGGAGGUGCUGCGGUGGCACUUCUCUCGUCUGGACGUGGACUCCAGCGGCGUGCUGAGCGAGCGAGAGGCUCGACCUCUUCGUCACUUCCUGCGACGCCGUCUGAAGCCGCGACGCUGCGCCAAGAAGUUCUCUCAGUACUGCGACCGAGACGGAGACCGAGGCCUGACGCUGGAGGAGCUGAGGGGCUGCCUGGUGCUCUGAGGUCGAAGCCACAGAGACAAAUCACCCGAGGCCGAAGGUCGUUUCCUCUCCCUCCUCUUCAUCAAGUCACUGAAACGUCAUCCUUCACUUCCAGCUCGGAUUGACAGCUGAUCUUCAUCCAUCGUCUUCAUCACCGGAUGUUUUUCACUUGUCUUCCUUUUGUCGAUGUUUCAGAUUCAUCACAAGGUUCAACAUGACGAUCCACUUCCUGUCUCAUGUCACAAACUGUGUCUGUGUGGUCACAACAAAUCUAAUUCAACCUUCAACUAUUUAUUUCACACCUCGGUGAUAUUUGUGUGUGUUCAUGUGUUCAUUUGUGUCACUGAUGUUUCCGUCCCUCCUUCUCUGAAUCCUUCCCUUCUUUCCUUUCCUUUCCUUCACCCUCCCUUCCUGUCUUUCCUGCCUCCUUCUGCACAACCCCUUCCAUAAACUCACUUGUC